ACUACCUGAAAUAUGUCAAUCUUGGAAUAUAAUGGUGGGUCAGUCAUUGCCAUGAAAGGCAAAGACUGUGUUGCCAUUGCUUCUGAUCUUAGAUUCGGUGUUCAAGCUCAAACUAUCCACAUGGACUUUGAAAAAGUCUUUCCAAUGGGAGAUAGAUUAUUUAUCGGGCUUGCUGGCCUCGCUACUGAUGUGCAAACGGUCUCACAGAGGCUUAAUUUUAGAAGAAAGUUGUACGAAUUACGUGAAAACCGUUCCAUAACUCCAAAAACUUUCAUGAGCAUGGUUUCAAAUUUGUUGUACGAGCGACGAUUUGGUCCGUAUUUCGUAGAACCAGUUAUCGCUGGACUUAAUCCAAAAACGUACGAACCUUUCAUUUGUUCGCUGGACGUCAUAGGUUGCCCAAUGGAACCAGAAGAUUUUGUCGUGAGCGGCACAAGUUCUGAGCAAAUGUAUGGUAUGUGUGAAGCACUUUGGCAACCUGAUAUGGAUGCAGAUCAACUAUUUGAAUGUAUAUCACAAUCCUUGUUGAAUGCUGUCGAUAGAGAUGCAUGUUCUGGGUGGGGAGCUGUCGUGCAUAUCAUUGAAAAGGGAAAGAUCACCACAAGAAAGUUGAAAGCAAGAAUGGAUUGAUUUCACAUUAGGGAAAUUUACUUGACUUCAUUACAUCACUGUCAUGUGAUAGACAAUGUGUUACAAGGCAGCCCAAUAUCUACUUUGUUAUUUUUUACUUUCAUGGGCUGUUGAACUGGAUGGAAAGAUAGUAGAGGACAUUCCCUCUCUCUCAGACUUGAAUAUGGUUCCAAAUUUCUCCUUUCCAUCAAAAAUCACUAUCUAAAUUAACAGUUCAUGAAAUACAACACAGACAAGUUCGAAAUAAGUCAUUUUUAUUGCAAUACAGUGCUGAGAGUAGUAAA
Molecule: messenger RNA, 914 nt
Organism: Styela clava
Lineage: Eukaryota; Metazoa; Chordata; Ascidiacea; Stolidobranchia; Styelidae
Product: proteasome subunit beta type-3-like
Biological process (GO): proteasome-mediated ubiquitin-dependent protein catabolic process
Cellular component (GO): cytoplasm; proteasome core complex; proteasome core complex, beta-subunit complex
Source: RefSeq, a predicted model, not a curated record